Rubroshorea leprosula is the source of this 1658-nucleotide messenger RNA. NCBI's taxonomy places the organism in Eukaryota, Viridiplantae, Streptophyta, Magnoliopsida, Malvales, Dipterocarpaceae. The record is from the annotation of a GenBank genome assembly.
GGGAGGCUAACCGAUAGUGGAGGGAAAGAUUUGCAGAUAAUCUGACGAUAAUGGUGGGGGCUUCUUCUCUGCAACCGAGGCUCCUCUCUUCCUAUCUGGGUGACCCUUUGCUUUAUUCAACGCGACAGCCUUUUUCUCGACUGUUUGGCACCAAUCCAGGGAAAAAGCAUGUUUCAAUGCAAUUAUCCAGAACACUUUCUGGUUUGACCAAUCUCUUAUUCAAUAGAAGAGAUCCUGGGUUUUAAGAGGUUACAUGGUUGUGGAGGGAAGCCUAGAUGAAAUUGUACAAGUUAUGGGAAGACAGGCAUACACAUUCACAGACACUUGAUGUUGAAGUGCAGAUUUUGAUGGUUUCACUAUUAAAAUUAGGAGUGAUUUGGAUGAGCUGCCAAGCAGGCGCAAACGUUUGAGACCUGGGAAGGUGUCCCCUUGUCAACCUGUUCCAAGUCAUAUACAAAGGCCACCUUAUGUCGAUUCUCGAAAAGCGCCUGGAAUUGCAAGUGGACCUGAGGUGCACAAUGAUGAGGGGAUAGAGUGCAUGAGAGCUUCUGGAAGGCUUGCUGCAAAGGUUCUCCAGUAUGCUGGUACCUUAGUCAAGCCAGGCAUAAGGACAGAUGAAAUUGACGAAGCAGUUCAUCAAAUGAUUAUUCAUAAUGGAGCAUACCCCUCACCUCUUGGUUAUGGUGGCUUUCCUAAAAGUGUGUGCACAUCUGUGAAUGAAUGCAUUUGCCAUGGAAUACCAGAUUCUCGUCCUCUUGAGGAUGGUGAUAUAAUCAACAUCGAUGUUACAGUGUAUCUUAAUGGUUAUCAUGGUGACACAUCAGCAACUUUCUUUUGUGGAGAUGUUGAUGAGGAAGCCAGAAACCUGGUUAAGGUAACCAAAGAAUGCUUAGACAGAGCGAUAUCAAUAUGUGUCCCAGGAGUGGAGUUCAAGAAAAUUGGCAAGACAAUUCAGUAAGGCUCUUGAUGCAGUCUUUGUUCUUUGCUUUAUAUCAUCAUCUGCACUCUGCAAAGUCCUUUAGAAAUAAUGAACCAAUUUGUCUGAAUUGGAUUGUUAUACUUUUGUUUUUCUCUGUUCUUUUUUCUUUUAUUUUUGGCAUGUGGUUUCCCAGGCUUUUAUACUGCUACAGUAGCAAAAUUUUGAACUGAAUGCUUGAGAAAUUGCUAACAUCUAAGUUUCACAGCUCUGUAAAUCUAUGUUGUAUAACAUUCUUGCCUAGAACUUGGUUCAUUGAGUCGAAUGUGUGUGUAUGCGUGAUUGUGUGGGUGUCCAGUUACAACCAUUAUAUUCUUUUAUUACAUUUCUUUAUAUGCUUUGCCCCUGAUUUGAGUAUAAUAUUUCUAUUGAUUGGUUCAUUUUGGUUUACUCUCAACAAAUGCUACACUUUGAUUUUAUACACUAACAAAUAAUGUUUUUUAAGUGACCAUGCAGACAAAUAUCAUUAUGGUGUAGUGCGACAGUUUGUUGGCCAUGGGGUUGGGCGUGUUUUCCAUGCUGACCCUGUUGUUCUGCAUUUCAGUAGUCUUUCUAAUCUCAACUUUUUUUAUCUUUGUGGUCUGCCCUUUUUUUUUAGUAUUUUGAUCUCAUAUUUUUAUUGGCUUGAUUCAGGGAACAACAAUGGUGGUCGCAUGGUUUUGAAUCAAACCUUCACCAUUGG